AUACGCAUGCAUCAUUGCUUCUUCCAGCCUCGCUUGCUCGCUCCGUUUGCCUUUCUGGAGAGGCUCUCCCUCCCUCCCUCCUCCAGCUUCGGCUCUUCCUUACUCCUUACCCCCAGCUGCUUAACUACAGCUCCCACUGGAACUUACACAAUCAAAACCAGCUCUCCUCUGGAGCAGCCUCCUGAAGCGCAUCACCUGGAGCAGAGCCUCUAGCUCACCACACCCGCGGUGGAGCAGCUAGGUAGUUGGGGGCGGGGACCGUACCCUGCUCCCGCCCAAGCAGCAGCCAGAGCAUCUCCCAGGAGAUUUGCUGUAUCCCGCCAUCCGGGCCCCUGGAGUCCAGUUGCGGUGAUGCUUAUGUUUCGGAGCAAUGAUGGAAAGAGAAAAGCUACUGCCAGUGGCAACUGAAAGUGGGGAGAGUUGCUGCAGUAGCUGGCGCAGCAGAAUGUGCGAGUGAACUGAGCCCCGCUAGCCUCUCCAUCCCGCUCUGUCUUCAUUCACCGUCUCCAGGAGGGGAACCAGGAAACAGAUGCAGUAACCAGGCGGGUGCCACCCUGGAUCUAUAACUGUGAAGUCCGCACUGUGGAAGAUGGUAAACAAAGACAUGAAUGGAUUCCCAGUCAAGAAAUGCUCAGCCUUCCAAUUUUUUAAGAAGCGGGUACGAAGAUGGAUCAAGAGCCCAAUGGUCAGUGUGGACAAGCAUCAGAGCCCCAGUCUGAAGUACACUGGCCCCACAGGGGUGCACCUUCCUCCUAGGGAACCAGACUUUGAGUCAACCUUGUGUCAGUCAUGCCUAGGUGACCAUGCUUUCCAAAGAGGGAUGCUCCCUGCAGACAAGGAAUCCUGUUCAUGGGAAAUCCAACCUGACUGUGAAGUGAAGGAGUCCUGUAAUCAUGCCAACAUCCUAACCAAGCCAGAUCCAAGAACCUUCUGGACUAAUGAUGAUUCAGCUUUUAUGAAACAGAGAAGGAUGGGCCUGAAUGACUUUAUUCAGAAGAUCGCCAAUAACUCCUAUGCAUGCAAACACCCUGAAGUUCAGUCCAUUUUGAAAAUCUCCCAGCCUCAGGAGCCCGAGCUUAUGAAUGCCAACCCUUCUCCUCCGCCAAGUCCUUCUCAACAAAUCAACCUUGGUCCAUCAUCUAAUCCCCAUGCUAAACCAUCUGACUUUCACUUCCUCAAAGUGAUCGGGAAGGGCAGUUUUGGAAAGGUUCUUCUAGCUAGACACAAGGCAGAGGAAGUGUUCUAUGCAGUCAAAGUUUUACAGAAGAAAGCCAUCCUGAAGAAGAAGGAGGAGAAGCAUAUUAUGUCAGAGCGGAAUGUUCUCUUGAAAAACGUGAAACACCCUUUCCUGGUGGGCCUGCACUUUUCUUUCCAGACUGCUGACAAACUGUACUUUGUCCUAGACUACAUUAACGGUGGAGAGUUGUUCUACCAUCUCCAGAGGGAGCGCUGCUUCCUAGAACCUCGGGCUCGCUUCUACGCAGCUGAAAUAGCCAGUGCCUUGGGUUAUCUGCACUCUCUGAACAUUGUUUAUAGAGACUUAAAACCAGAGAAUAUUUUGCUAGACUCACAGGGACACAUUGUCCUUACUGACUUUGGGCUCUGCAAGGAGAACAUUGAACACAAUGGCACAACAUCCACCUUCUGUGGCACGCCUGAGUAUCUCGCACCCGAGGUUCUUCAUAAGCAGCCGUAUGACAGGACAGUGGACUGGUGGUGCCUCGGAGCCGUCUUGUAUGAGAUGCUGUAUGGCCUGCCUCCUUUUUAUAGUCGGAACACAGCUGAGAUGUACGACAACAUAUUGAACAAGCCCCUCCAGUUGAAACCAAAUAUUACAAACUCUGCAAGACACCUCCUGGAGGGCCUGCUGCAGAAGGACCGCACAAAGAGGCUGGGUGCCAAGGAUGACUUUAUGGAGAUCAAGAACCAUGUCUUCUUCUCUCUAAUUAACUGGGAUGAUCUCAUCAAUAAGAAGAUUACUCCCCCUUUUAACCCAAAUGUGAGUGGACCCAGUGACCUGCGGCACUUUGAUCCAGAGUUUACUGAAGAGCCAGUCCCCAACUCCAUUGGCAGGUCCCCUGACAGCAUUCUCGUCACACCCAGCGUCAAGGAAGCUGCAGAGGCCUUCCUUGGCUUCUCCUAUGCGCCUCCCAUGGACUCUUUCCUCUGAGCAGUUCUUGGCAUGGUUUUGAAGGAUUUUCUGUGUGUACUUUAAUGUUUUAGUUAGCCUUUAGUGGAGCUGCCAGCUGACAGGACACCUGGAAGCUUGGCGAUCCUGUUGCGCACUGCUUGCUGGAAGCUUUUCAAAGAGCACAUCCUCCUCUCGGUGAGCUCGUGAGGUUUUUCAUUUUUAUUCUUCCAACGUGGUGCUAGCUCUGAAAUGAGCAUCAGAGUGCCGCCUUAGACAGACGCCAUGGUCUUGUUAGAAGGAAGAUAGAUGCAGGUGUAAGAGGGAUCUUCCACAGGUCUGUCUUGGCUGUGAUCACGAAUAUUCUGCAAUGUGCCUUUUCUGAUAAGAUCGUGUUAGCUCCAAAGCUUUUCCUAUCAGUGUUUCAGUUCUUCAUUUUCCUUUGUGCAUUUCCUGUGUGAACAGUGGUGUGAGUGCGGUAUGCCUGAUCACGGAUGGUUUUGUUAUGAGCAUCAAUGUGACACUUGCAGGACACUACAAUGUGGGACAUUGUUUGUUUCUUCCAUAUUUGGAAGAUAAAUUUAUGUGUAGACUGUUUUUUUUUGUAAGAUAUAGUUAAUUAAAAUUUAUUGAAAUGGUCUUGCAAUGACUUGCAUCCAGAUGCUUAAAAGGAAGCAUUGCUGCUACAAAUAUUUCUAUUUUUAGAAAGGGUUUUUAUGGACCAGUGCCCUAGCUGUCGGUCAGAGCCGUUGGUGUUUUCAUUGUUUAAAAUGUCACCUGUAAAAUGGGCAUUAUUUAUGGGUUUUUUUUUUCAUUCCUGAUAUUGUAUGUAUCCUGUAAAGAAAGUCUGUACAUUGGGUUAUAACACUAGUAUAUUUAAACUUACAGGCUUAUUUGUAAACUACCAUUUUAAUGUACUGUAAUUAACAUGGUUAUAAUAUGUACAAUUCCUCCUUACCACACAACUUUUUUUGUGUGUGAUAAACCAAUUUUGGUUUGCAAUAAAACCUUGAAAAAAUUUGCAUAAA
Molecule: messenger RNA, 3156 nt
Organism: Nannospalax galili (Upper Galilee mountains blind mole rat)
Lineage: Eukaryota; Metazoa; Chordata; Mammalia; Rodentia; Spalacidae
Gene: Sgk1
Product: serum/glucocorticoid regulated kinase 1
Exons: 14
Coding region: 590-2170 (526 amino acids)
Biological process (GO): protein phosphorylation
Molecular function (GO): protein serine/threonine kinase activity; phosphatidylinositol binding; ATP binding
Source: RefSeq, a predicted model, not a curated record